AUGGAAUCAACACGUCUGCUGGCCAAAGUCAAACGGCGGAUCGAGACGUUGGUGCCAAAAGGCAAGCUUGCGGCGGCAGCUCAGAACGGCCAAAAGGCUGCGAUGCAAACGGAGGCCAGGAAGUCCUUUGUCGAGAGUUCGCCCGGCAGCGAGAUCGAAGAGGAGCAGACAGAGAACAGUGUCACGUCACCCACGUCCACGUCUACAUCACCCCUAACCGUACGGGAGGAAGCCGUCCAGCGGGACCAAAGCAAGGCGGCUUCGUUGAGGGCGGCGCGGGCCGGGGCGGUCUACUCGGGCAGCAAGAUGGCGGAAACUCAGAAAAGGUGUCUUGGGGCGAGCAAAGAUUCCCGAGCACUGCCUCUCAGUCUAAGAAAGCCUCGUACCGAUCACGUUCCAUUUAGGAGGUUGAGGAGCAGCUUCAACUGGAUGGUGAGACAUUCGGACAAGAGCCAACAGAAGUCGAACAGCAGAAGCACGGACAGCCCGGAGACCAGCAACAGCAACCAGAGCAGCUCUCGCCCGGUCUCUGUCAGAUUAGGGAGCAGUGCCAAUCCUCAGACUCUCCGCACAAAGCAGAGCACAGAGUGGCCAGCGACCAGUCAGGUCACGUCGAAAACUGGCUGCAGCACGUCAAGCACGCUGGUGGACAAGGGCUCCGAAGGCGGCGACAUCGAAGGUCGUUUGAGAAGAGAGACGAUCCACAAGCAGGUGCUAAAAUGCGCCACCGACGGCAAGCAGAUGGCGGGGAUCUGGGCCCGGUGGUACUGGAGUUUGAUCUCGCCAUGCUUUGAUCCGACAUCGCCAGUGAGAAAGCGACUUGACGGCAAUGAGUCAACAUGGAUGGAUUUCGGAUUGUUCCUAUUCGCGGUGAGCAGCGGUUUCAUGUUGUUGGCGGUGGCGGUCCGGACGGCGCAGGGGAUCGCACUGGUGAUGCAGACAGCGCAAGGAGUGCUGGGGGGGCUGAUUGCGAUUCUCGGUUCCUGA
Messenger RNA from Colletotrichum higginsianum IMI 349063, 987 nucleotides. RefSeq lists its product as uncharacterized. The record is from RefSeq and is a predicted model, not a curated record. The coding region runs from base 1 to 987 and encodes 328 amino acids. The transcript has a single exon. Lineage: Eukaryota; Fungi; Ascomycota; Sordariomycetes; Glomerellales; Glomerellaceae.